Messenger RNA from Mugil cephalus (flathead mullet), 3813 nucleotides. RefSeq names its product VPS18 core subunit of CORVET and HOPS complexes (gene vps18). Lineage: Eukaryota; Metazoa; Chordata; Actinopteri; Mugiliformes; Mugilidae. Gene Ontology annotation, molecular function: protein-macromolecule adaptor activity. Gene Ontology annotation, cellular component: HOPS complex; endosome. The transcript is spliced from 9 exons. Gene Ontology annotation, biological process: lysosome organization; endosome organization; organelle fusion. The coding region runs from base 354 to 3302 and encodes 982 amino acids. The record is from RefSeq and is a predicted model, not a curated record.
CGUGAUUCCAGUCACCUGACUGUCCGGGUGCACCCUGUGUGUUGUUCAAGCUGAAGCUGAGCUAGCUGCUUUGUCACUACGAAUGAUUGAAACGUUUUAUUUUAUUUCGCUUAAUUAAGCUGCAGCGCACAUGUUGUACGUAUUUAUUCUCAAUUUAGACGCACGUGGAGGCAGGAAGUGAGAGAGGUUCUUUUUCUCCCCCCGCGGGAAGUUGUGAUAGCUAGCCAGCCAGCUAGUCGGUAGCUAUCUGGAUAUGACGCUCUAGGUCUUCAUCUGUUUAUUAUAGUCUGGACUGUCUUGAAAAUAUCCGCAGCUAUUGAAAUACGGUGGUUUGAGUUGAGGUGAAUGCAACCAUGGCGUCUAUUCUCGAUGAGUACGAGGACUCUCAGAACAGCAGGCAAAGUGCGCAGCAGCACAGCCGCCUGUCAACUGCUAACAUCGGGAUAACGCACUCAGGUUUUGUGAACGUGAGGCUUGAGGAAGAGAAGCCGAUAUUCAAUAAGCAGAGGAUUGAUUUUACACCCCCCGAGAAGAUAAACCAUCUCUCAGUCUGCAACAAUCAGCUCUGCAUGAGUCUGGGAAAGGACACUCUUCUGAGGAUUGACUUGGCCAAGCCAGAUCAACCCAACCAGACGGAGUUAGGAAGGAAAGAUGACAGCAAAGUGCACAAAUUGUUCUUGGACCCCACUGGCUCCCAUCUGCUGAUCAGCCUGAGCACCAGUGAGUGUCUGUACCUCAACAGGAAUACGCAGAAGGUGCGCAGUCUGUCCCGCUGGAGAGGCCACCUCAUCGAGAGCGUGGGCUGGAACAAGCUGCUGGGCAACGAGACCAGCACAGGACCCAUCCUGGUUGGCACCAGCCACGGCAUCAUCUUCGAGGCUGAGAUCUCUGCAAACGAGGGCAGCUUGUUCAACAACAAUCCUGAUCAGUACUUCAGACAGGUCCACUCCCUGGAGGAGGAUGGUAAGCCUGCCCCAGUCUGCUGCUUAGAGGUGGAGCGGGGCCUUGAGAACAAGUACUUCAUUAUAGCCACCACCCGCAAACGCCUGUUCCAGUUUGUGGGUAAGGUGGCCGAGGGCUCGGAGCAGCAAGGCUUCAGUUCCAUCUUCAGCCAGAACCAGGACCUGCUGCCUAGUUUCCAGGAGUUCCCAGCCAACAUGGGAUACAGCGAGAUCACCUUUUACACCUCGAAGCUUCGGACGUCGCCCAAGGCGUUCGCAUGGAUGAUGGGUAAUGGAGUUCUGUAUGGCCAGCUGGACUACGUCAGGCCUGAUUCCCUGCUGAGUGACGUGAAGGUAUGGGAAUACACUCCAGACAUUGACCUUAAUCACAACAAGCCCAUCUCCAUUGUGCUGACACAGUUCCACUUCCUGUUACUGCUCCAUGACCGAGUUAAGGCCAUCUGCACUCUGAACGGACAUGUGGUGUAUGAGGAUGUGUUCCCAGAUAAAUUUGGCAGUCUUAAGAAAAUGAUCAAAGAUCCAGUUGGUGGGUUGGUGUGGAUCUACACCGAGCGGGCAGUUUUCCGGUACCACAUCCAGCGUGAGGCCAGGGACGUCUGGCAGAUGUACAUGAGCAUGAAUAAAUUUGACCUGGCCAAGGAGUACUGCCGCGACCGGCCGGAGUGCAUGGACAUGGUGCUGGCCAAGGAGGCGGAGCACUGCUUCCAGAAUAAGCGAUACCUGGAGAGUGCCAAAUGCUAUGCGCUAACACAGAACUACUUUGAAGAGAUAGCGCUUAAGUUCAUAGAAGCCAAACAAGAGGAGGCAUUGAAGGAGUUCUUACUGAAGAAGCUGAACAAUCUGAAACCGAGUGAGAGAACGCAGAUCACCCUGCUGGUCACCUGGCUGGCAGAGCUGUACUUGAACCGCCUCGGGCAGCUGGAGAGCGACGGCAACACCAUCAUAUUCCUGGAGACCCGCGAUGAGUUCCGCCAAUUCAUGAGCAGCUCCAAGCACAAGGAGUGCCUCUACAACAACCGCAGCACCAUCUACGACCUGCUUGCCAGCCACGGCAACAUGGACGACAUGGUUUACUUCUCGGUCGUCAUGCAGGACUACGAAAGAGUGAUAUCCCACUACUGCCAGCACGACAACUUCAGUGACGCUCUGGACGUGCUCGCCAAGCACUGUGACGAGAAGCUCUUCUACAAGUUCUCCCCCGUCCUCAUGCAGCACAUCCCCAAAAAAGUGGUGGACGCGUGGAUUCAGAUGGGCAAGAGGCUGGACCCGAAGAAGCUCAUCCCGGCUCUGAUGAACUACAGCCAGAUGGGCAGCACGCAGCAGAUCAAUGAAACCAUCCGCUACAUGGAGUUCUGUGUGUAUGAGCUGAAUGUGACAGAGGAGGCCAUUCAUAACUACCUGCUGUCGCUGUAUGCGAAGUAUAAGCCAGACUCUUUGCUGUGGUACCUGGAACAGGCAGGUACACACACCUCAGAGAUCCACUACGACCUGAAGUAUGCACUCAGGCUGUGUGCAGAGCACGGUUACCUCCGGGCCUGUGUCCUGGUUUAUAGGAUUAUGGAACUUUAUGAGGAGGCAGUGGAUCUUGCUUUACAAGUAGAUGUUGACUUAGCUAAGUCAUGCGCCGACCUGCCUGAGGAUGACGAGGAGAUGAGGAAAAAGUUGUGGCUGAAGAUUGCCAGACACGUGGUGCAGGAGGAGAAAGAUGUGAAGAAGGCCAUGAACUGUCUGUCCAGCUGCAACCUACUCAAGAUUGAAGACAUCCUGCCUUUUUUCCCAGACUUUGUCACCAUUGACCACUUUAAGGAGGCCAUCUGCAGCUCUCUGGAAGAGUACAACCAGCACAUUGAAGAGCUGAAGCAGGAAAUGGAAGAAGCCACGGAAAGUGCCAAACGUAUCAGAGAAGACAUCCAAGAAAUGAGGAACAAAUACGGCGUAGUGGAUUCCCAAGAGAAGUGUGCUGCUUGUGACUUCCCAUUGCUCAACAGGCCCUUCUAUCUGUUCCUUUGUGGUCACAUGUUCCACUAUGACUGCUUAUUCCAGGAAGUGACACCUCACCUGUCAGCCUACAAGCAGAAUCGCCUGGAGGAGCUCCAGAAAAAGCUGGCCGCAACCACGCAGUCCUCCAAAUCUCGCCACCGUCCAGUGCCCAAGGACGAGGGAGACACUUCCAGCCUGGGAAAGGGCAGUGCAGGCACAAGCCGCGAGCAGUUAAAGUCAGACAUUGAUGAUAUCAUUGCGUCUGAGUGCGUGUACUGCGGUGAACUGAUGAUCAAAACCAUCGACAAGCCUUUCAUUGACCCGCAGAAAUUUGAGGAGGAGAAAUCCAGCUGGUUGUGAAGACGGUCUUCUCUCAGCGUGAAAGAGACAUGACAGACCACCUUCUUUAUGUUGGUGAAAACGCGUCAUCCAUUGGAGUGGAUACAAUCAAUCGCCUGAACAAAUGUUGGCUGUGCCUACUGCUGAAAGCUCUUUACAAUACACUUAUUUUGUUGUCAUCAUUUGGAGCUAAUUGAAUAAACUUUGCACUAUCUGUAGAGAAAUGGACAUUGUGGGCAAUAGUCUACGGUGAUGUCAAAUGUUGCAUACAUGUGCCUAAACUGCACUAUACUUAUUUAAAACCAUUAACUGCAUUAUUACUCACUUGUUUGGUUCAUUGAAAACAUAACUUGCAUUAAAACAAAUCUGUGUGACCGUAGCGCAGUUCCAUUGAUCCAUAAGUUUGUGUUCAUCUAACAGUUAAAUUGGAGGAAGUUAUUUCAUAUACAUAUAGAAUUUGACUGUGGACCAUUAAAGCUUGUCAGACUGAUUGUUCUGUUGGUUUAAAGUGUAAUAAAUGUUUAACAAAUCA